GACUGGCUCUUGCUGGGAGCAGAGAGGAAGAGGACAGCUGGGACAACUACAGUGCAGCAAGCCCUCCCCCUCACUCAAGAAGUUCAAUCCAGAGAGUGCCACUCCUGAUCACAGGAGGCCAGAACUUCAACACCUUUGCAGGAAGCAGAUAAAACAGAAAAUGGCACGUGUUGGACGACCAUCGCUUUCCCUGAUCCACACAGGAUUCCUGUUAGCUAUUGUUUUAUUACCAGAGUUUCUGGGGGCCGUUCCAGUGGAGCAGCACAAGGAGGAGGAAGUGCCCGCAAUGUCUGAUGAUGUGAAAGCCGAGGCCAUGGUGAGCCUGAGGAAGCUGGUUCGCAACAGAAGGAACGUCCCUGUCUACGCGGUGCCACAGUUUAAACGCCUGCCGGACUUCUGGGGAUGGUACAAGUACUUCAUGGACAGCCACAACCAGGAAGGAGUUGAGGAUCUGGAUCGUCUGUACAUGGCCUACCUGCAGAACAAGCACAGGUCAGAGGAGGGCCCAAACUUCAACCACUACCUCAAGCACCUCAGUGAAAUCUACAAGACUUGUGCCAAUUCUGACGAUCCAGAGUGCAUCCACGAGUCCACCAGCAAGCCAAAAGCUGCACUGGUGAUGCCAGAACCCAUCAAGUCUGCUGCUGUCAGGAUGUGCAACCCUUACCUCGACCCCUACUGUCUCUUCCCCCUCCUCCCCAAGGCUGCUGCCCCAGAGCCAGCUCCAGCUCCAGUCAAGGUGCCAUCCCCUAUCCUCACCCCCUUCCUACCCAUGCCCCUGAAGAGCCCCACUGGCUUCUACUACUACGCCCCAGUCCUGGAGCCCUUCCUGACUGCUGAGCAGAGGACUGAGUUGCUGAGGAUCUGCAACUCUGAAGAUGUGGACUGUCUGCAGUAUCACCUGAGAGCAGCUUAUGGCUACCGCCCAGCCCCUGGCCCAGCUCCAUCCUAUGCCGCCCUCAAAUGUGACCCCAAGGACCCCUACUGCAUGCCCCCACUGGUCCACAAAGCCCCCACCGGCUUCUACCACCUGCUCUACCCCAGCUGUGACCCAGCAGUCGAUCCUCUGUGUGUGACCAACGUUGCUGCUCCUGCUCCCCUCGCUGGAGAGGAGGCCCCAAAAGAGCAACAAUGCAACCCUCUCUUUGACGCCGGCUGCAACCCCCUGACUGCCACCAAGCUGUCCAGCCUCACCAAGCCCGUGCUGGAGUACACCCCCAGGGACGAGCCUGCACCUCCUGCUGCUCCUCUGGCCUGCGAUCCUCGCUAUGACCCAUACUGCAUACUGGCAGCCGCUGCUGCCCUGCGCAAGCCCGCUCCGCAGAUCCCCGAACACCAGGUCCGCUACAAGCUCGGUGUCCACGGAAAGACCAAGGAGGGCUACGACUGCUAUGUGCACUAUGACAAAGACUGCAUCCCGGUGAAGUCUGGCCCUGAGGCCAAGGCCGACAUCAAGGCUCCAGCCAAGCCCGCCUGCCAUCCAUUCGACCCCAGCUGUGGCAAGUUUGCUUCACCCUCCAGCGUUGAGGCCCCGAAACCUGGCAAGGAUGGCAUAAUCCUGCCCGACCCCGACUGCGACCCUGAGUUUGACUACAACUGCCGCCUGCGACGUGCUGAGCCUGCUGCCGCUGCAGCUGACGAACCUGCCACCGCUGCUGCUGAGGAGAAAGCUGCUGAUGAGCCCGCCAUGGAGGCUGCCCCCCCGCGCUUUGAAGACUUCCUCAGGGGCUUCAUGGGCCAGUAUAAGUAGAUUUCAUAAAAAAAACACCUGCUAGAUAAUCCACCUUGCAGGAAUGGAGCUCAAUCUGUAGUCCCUAAUCUCUGUGGACUUCAUGGACAACAAACUUCCACAAUAUCAUCAAGAACAUUAUACAAAAACUUUAAAACCAAACAGAAAAUAUUGUAGCUUUUACAGUCCAUCUGGUUUUCCCAGAGAAUCGGAAGGUCUGUUUUUAUAUUCAACAGUGAAAUUUGUGGAUUAAACACUUCAUGUAUGUAUGUUUGUAGAAAAGCGUUGUAUGUAUAGAUGUGUGAUAGAUUAGGGGUAGUUUGAAUUUGUGUCAGCGGGCAAGAAUCUCUCUCUGUUGUACAUUCUCAGUUUCCAUUUGCGUUACCCAAAAUGUAUUUAAUGUUGUUUUUCACUUUUUUUUCUGUAACUCUAAACCUCCUAAUGCUUCACCUGUUUAGUUUUGAUAAAGUUCUAAAUAAAGAACAUUAAAAAAAACUGGAAUUUUCUUUCUUGAGGUUAAAUCUGCAAGUAUAAAACCACAUAAUGAUAGUAGUUAGAGGAAGCUGGCUAAAUGCACAUAGCCUUUUCAGCCUGUCAGUCCCCAGCUGUUGCAACUAACAAUGUGCCAGCUGGCAUGUCUUCACCAGUUUAUGCUCCGUUGUUAUGAAAAUAGCUUAUUGUUUCUACAUCUGUACAUUUUAUAGCUACACAUAAUCAACAAAAAUAUGUGUUUUGCAUGAUAGUACAUCACACUGCAAUAAUUAAA
Dicentrarchus labrax (European seabass) is the source of this 2495-nucleotide messenger RNA. It is a transcript of the gene and2, whose product is annotated as actinodin2. Lineage: Eukaryota; Metazoa; Chordata; Actinopteri; Moronidae. The record is from RefSeq and is a predicted model, not a curated record. The coding region runs from base 161 to 1750 and encodes 529 amino acids. The transcript is spliced from 7 exons.